UCCUAUUACUAGUGUCAACCGUCGUUCCGUGCUUAAUAAUGGUAACUAAAUACACAAUAGAGAAUAUAGAAAUGAGAAUACAGAUUGAAUAAAUGAAAAAUGUUUUGAAAAAGUGAUUUAACGUAUAGCAAAAUGAUUUAUUCAGUUUACAGAGUGCAGAGCAAAUAGAAAAUGAUGGAAGUCCAUGAAAGAGGAAAAUACUGAAUCCUAACGACUGAGAAAGGUUAUGUUUCUGUUGAAAAGAUGAAUCAUCUAGUUCUUCUAACUUAUAUUCAACUUCUUCUUAUUAGUACUGGUGUAGUAUUAGUAAGCUCGGAUGGUGGUCUAUAUUCGGCUGGUUUAGCUACAACUAACCCUAGAGAUCCUGAUGAGAACCUGGUUCAUGAUAGAUAUUCAAGAUCGACUACUCCGACCUAUGGACCCCCGCAUUCUGUCGAGGAGUUUCCAGUCCACGACACGAACAGAUGUAAACCUAACUCCACCUACGUCUGGUGUCUUCCAGCAGAUUACAACCAGGAGAAGCAUCCUUUCUCAUAUUUCUACAUGGUGAAUAAAUCUCUCCCUUGGGAUUAUGAAUUCAGAUUCGUCAUUGAAGAGAUUAGUAAUAUCAAUGAUAAGUCACAGACAAUGUCGGUAUCGAUGUACUUUGCUGUUUCCUGGCUAGAACCAAGGCUACAGAUUAAUGAAUCUGCUCCAGAGUGGUCAGAGGACAGAACAGGACCCCCAGAUCAAGUAAAUGAGUCUCCUGAAAGUCUAAAAUAUAUCUGGUAUCCUGAACUUGAAAUCUAUGGACUCGAGAUAUUUGGAAGGCAGCGAGUUCUAAAGGAAAUGUCUGGAGUUCGAAUUAGAAAAAAUAAAACUAUAAAUUAUGAGCUCGG
Messenger RNA from Eurytemora carolleeae, 878 nucleotides. RefSeq lists its product as uncharacterized. Gene Ontology annotation, biological process: monoatomic ion transport. Gene Ontology annotation, cellular component: membrane. The record is from RefSeq and is a predicted model, not a curated record. Gene Ontology annotation, molecular function: extracellular ligand-gated monoatomic ion channel activity. The annotation marks the transcript as partial. The transcript is spliced from 10 exons. Lineage: Eukaryota; Metazoa; Arthropoda; Copepoda; Calanoida; Temoridae.